GAUCCGACGGACGGGAUCAGAGGAGCUCACGCCCGGCCGACCGCAGUUUGUGUGUCCGUCCCCGUCCGCCUCGGGUGGGUCACGCCGCCUCUGGUUCCGAUAUUCGCCGCAUAAAGUCUGUCCGCCCUAGUUCACUACUCGACAAGCGAGAAGCCAAAGCACAAGCCCUAUUAGAGCAUGGCCGGUAAGACAUGACCACCGUCAAGAUUGGCACUUAAGGGGGUCGUGUAAGACGACCGACCCCUGGCACCCGGGACCUUCGGGGCCAGCAGCGGAGUCCGCUGUCCGGCCCGGCAUAACGUCACACCAACGAAACAAAAAACCAGAUCCCCUUUUAAAGGGUUGCCAGGCUCGCUGCUGGGGCCAAACCGCCCGGCUCCCGGUUUUGCCCAGUCGAGCGUCCCCACGAGAGAUAACAUUUGAAAGGAACCACCAAAGUCCCCAACAUGGCGUCGAGUCUCGCCAAGUCACCGACCAGGAGGCUGGUUACACAGAAGGCCCUGUCGAUCAGCACGACGAGGCAGUGUUGUGCUCGGUGCUUCGCGACAAGCGUCGAGUCAGAAAAAGGCAAGAAGAGGGAGAGGAUAGCGAUUCUCGGAUCUGGAUGGGCGGGUUAUGCUUUUGCAAGGACACUUGACCCGGCAAAAUAUGAAAGAAUCAUAAUCUCGCCCCGUUCAUAUUUCGUCUUCACGCCCCUCUUGGCCUCAACCUCAGUCGGCACGCUCGAGUUCAGGACGACCCUGGAGUCAGUCCGCAGGCUAGGAGAUGUCGAAUUCCACCAGGGAUGGGCGGACGACAUAGACUUCUCGCGCAAGGUCAUCCAUGUGGAGGAGAACCAAGCAGAUGACCUGUCCAGCCAGACCAUCCUGCCGCCUCCCAAAGACUCCAAGAGCAAGGAUGCCCAGGUCGAGCCGCCUCAGAUACCCAAGGGCCCCGUGAUGGAUGUCGCAUAUGACAAGCUCGUUGUCGCUGUUGGCGCAUACAGUCAGACGUUUGGCAUCGAGGGCGUCAGGCAACACGCGCACUUCUUGAGAGAUAUCGGAGACGCGAGGAGGAUCCGCCUGAGGGUGCUGUCUCUGUUUGAGCAGUGCUCUAGUCCCACCAUUUCCGAAGAGAAUCGUCGUAAAUUGCUCCACUUCGCUGUUGUGGGCGGCGGGCCUACUGGUAUAGAAUUCGCAGCCGAACUCCACGAUCUCAUCCACGACGACCUCUCCAAGAUAUACCCCGACCUGAUGCCCUACGUCAGGAUCACAGUAUACGACAUCUCGCCCAAGAUCCUGCCCAUGUUCGACCAAACGCUCGCCUCGUACGCCAUGGGCACCGUCCAGAAGCAGAACAUCGAGAUCAAGACGGCGCACAGCAUCCAGCGCGUGCGGCCCGACACGGACCCCUCGGGCGGGCUCAAGAUCAAGAUCAAGGAGUGCGGCGACGAGGAGGUCGGCGCGGGCAUCGUGGUGUGGAGCACAGGGCUGAUGCAGAACCCGCUCAUCGAGAGGCUCAUGGGCAAGAGCUUGUCGGCCCCGCUCCCCAUCGAGGGCAGCGAGGCGCCCCGGGAGCUGAGGCUCGAGAAGGACACCAGGACGGGCGGCGUAAUCGUCGACAGCCGGCUCCGCGCACGACUGGCCGACACCAGCGCCCUGGACAAGGACAACACGGCCGCCACACCGCCCGGCGCGCAGUCGCAGGUCCUCAACGACGUCUUCGUCAUCGGCGACUGUGCCGUCAUCGCGGACCAGCCCACGUUGCCCAAGACGGCCCAGGUAGCGUCGCAGGAGGCGGCCUACCUGGCCAAGGCGCUGAACCAGGGGACGCUGGAGGAGGGGAAGCCAUUCAAGUUCCGCAACCUUGGGACAAUGACUUAUCUGGGCAACUGGAAAGCGCUCUUCCAGGGGAGCUCCGGGGACCUGACAGGUUUUAUGGCCUGGGUCUUGUGGCGGGGGGCGUACCUCACAAAGUCCAUGAGCUGGAAGAAUAAGAUGUUGAUUCCUGUCUACUGGUUUGUGUCUUGGGUUUUUGGCCGUGAUAUCUCUAGGUUCUGAGAUGGCAGAGUAGCGCGGCGCUGGUUGUCAAGAACUUGGGAUUCCUUCAAUUUUAGAGAAUAGAUCUAUAGAACGACUAGACGGGCUUUUUUUUUGAUACCAGCGAUUACAGCUUUACAGGAUUUCCUCUACUAAAAUGAGCAAGCG
Messenger RNA from Diaporthe batatas, 2186 nucleotides. RefSeq lists its product as uncharacterized. The transcript is spliced from 7 exons. Lineage: Eukaryota; Fungi; Ascomycota; Sordariomycetes; Diaporthales; Diaporthaceae. The record is from RefSeq and is a predicted model, not a curated record. Bases 447 to 2039 code for a protein of 530 amino acids. Gene Ontology annotation, molecular function: NADH dehydrogenase activity.